AGGGUGACUCCCACAUGCAUUGUUUUUCAUUCCCUCAUAGUUAUCCACCAAAUAUAACUGUAUUAAAAUGAAAUAUGAUUUUGUGUAUAAACAUGGCCAAACCACACCAGCUUUGGAUGACUACGAGGGAAUCUAUACAGUAGAAUCGGCGAAUAUAAACCAAACAUCCCAAGAAAUAGUCGAGGUAUCUGCUCAAAUUAACCAACCCUUCAUACAAGAAUUUCCAAAAGCACUUAAUUCUUAUAAAGCCCUUAAGAAGCAAUAUAAACCCUUUACCGGUUCUGUCAAAUUCCCAUUUCUAAAUAAACCCUUAAAUUUAGAAGAUAAUGUUAAAGACGAGCUGGUUAAUAAUGUUCAUGCAGAAGAGACUAAAUUUAAACAAACAGAGUAUUACGAUGAAGACAUCAAGAGAAAAGAGAAAGAACUUGCAGUUAAGACAAUAGUAGAAAGACUCAAAUUUGUGCAAUCCCUUACGAAUAGUAGAGCAUAUGAAAGAUACAGACAUGAAUUUAAAAAAAGCGAUGUGGAGGAGAAGAUUGAUAGAAGUUUCAAACAGGAAAAGAAAGAAGUUAAAAAGAUACAAAAAAUAGAAAAACUUGAUAAACCAACGUCGAAAUGUGGGACGGAUAAGAGUGAUUUGCAAACUAUAAAAAUGACAGCAUUUGAUAUUGUUGAUGAAAAUAUCAAAAGAGCUGUCUCGGUAGCUGAAGAAAUAAAAAGGGAAAUUGACGUAGAAUUGACAGAUAAACGACAGACUUUAGAAAAAGGAGAUAAAAUAGAUGACAACAAACUCAAGUCUUCUGGUUUUCAAAAGCAAAGUUUCAAGAAAACAGAUAAAGAAAUUAAAGAAUCUUCCCUCAAAACUUUAACUAAACGAAGUGCUUUUAAUCUUGGCUUGCAAACUAUACCAUAUAUGAAAUCAUACAUGGAGUCUAAUUAUUUCAAAACAAUUAUCAUAAAAACAAUAUUUCUUCACUUGACUAAAUUCCUCGUAUCAUUAUCAAGAUAUAUGUUAAGCAAACAGAAGUCUAUCAAACAAAUAUAUGACUACAAUAAGCAACUUAAAACCGGUGAAUAUAUGCUUGAGAGACAAGAUGAAGAAUAUUAUGAGGAUAGAAUUUUAUCCGGAGCCGAAAUGUCUAGAAAAUUUGGUAAAACUCCUUUAGAGUUUACAGAAAAAAUGGAUAAAGUAAUAAUUGAAAUGGAAGGUGAAACUCGAGUAGAGAGAAGUAGGUCUCGAAGCCGAAGUAGAGUUACGGAAAGUACUACAUGUAACGAAUGGGAAUAUGAAAAGAAAACUGAACUCAUGGAAGAGCUGGUUCGGAAGUUUUACUACGCUUACGUAUUAUACGUUCAAUGGAGCGAGUAUUAUGAUCUUGGUAAGACAAAGCAAAUCGAAGAGCGUUUGGAGGCGUCAACAAAAGAGAUAAUGAAAAAAGAAAUAUUUGAGAAAGAGCUGAUGGAGAAAGUGAUUAAAGAAGAAACGCCACUAACAUAUGUAGCAGUUGUUGAAUCUCAUGUUUAUCCAAACGAAGAAGCUAUACGUCGAGAUACUUUGAAGAGGUCUGAACAAGUUGAAAGUAUUGCAGUCGAUGUAAUGAAAAAAGACAAUAUUGUUAUUAAUAAAAAAGAACAAACAGCAACUUGCACCGAUCUUCAGCACCAAAUUAUAGAAAUCAGAAAAGAAAAACCUAUAGAAAAGGUAGUAGUAGUCGAGUCUAUUGAAGAUAUUACUCCGAUCGACGAAGAGAAACCAUUAGCUUUCUUCGAAAAGGGAAUAACUGAAAUAGCUGUCCAGAAUACUACGGAAGUAUUGGAACCUGUAGUUGAAAUAAAAUCUGAACAAACUCAACUGAAACAAGCCCAUUCUUCCAUUGAAAAAUCUAGUGUGGUAAUAGCUAGUAAUGAGGGUAUAGUACUUCAAGAAGAUAAAGAUGAAGAAUUUGUUAUACCUGAUAUACGACCAAGAAAAUCAAUCACAAUGAUAGAGCCAGCAUUAAAAAUAGUUGCUGAAACUUCCGACAUUGUUAUCGCUGAACCCAGAUUGGAAAUUAUUGAAAUCACUGAAGAACCGUCAAAAACAUUAAUGUCUGUAAUAGAAGAACCAGUAAAAACAAUAGCACAAACAACAGAAGUUCAAAUUCAUGAAAUACAAACUGAACCACUAGAAGAAAUUAAAUCUAUCAAAGAAAUGACUAAGACUACCAUUGAACCAGUCACAAAACCAGUUGCUGAAGUAUUUGAAACGAUAAUAAAUCAACCAAAAACUGAAACAAUCGAAUGUAUUGAUGUAAAGCAGGAAAUGCCAAAGGUAUUAUUUGAGCCUCUAUCAAAAUCAAUUGCUGAAACCAAUAUAGUAAAGACGGAUGAGGCAAAUGUAAGUAAGUUUGUUGAAAGUAUUCCGAAAUCCGCAAAUGUGAAAUCAUCAGUUGAAACACCAACCAAAGUUGUGGCGCAAAGAGAGCUUUUUAUAGAUGUGGAAAAUACCCAAAUAUUAGAUAAUUUAAAAAUAAAAGAAGAAUUUUCUGAUACUUUAGUGGAAACUCCUUCACAUACUGUUGCGAUGCAAAGUGAAACGUUCUUGGAUGAAAUGAGCGUUGAGCUUCACGCUCAAGUUGAUGUCAAACGAGAAAGUAUUAAAAAUAUAUUUGAACAGCCCAUUCAGACCGUUGCUCAAAAACAUGAGACAUAUGUAGAAACAGCUGAUCUAAGUACGUUAGAAAAAAUAAAAAAGACGGAAGAAAAUACACGUUAUUCAAUUGAAACACCAACUAAAUCCGUUGCUGAAACUGGUGAGGUUGAUGUUAUCUUUGCUGAUAUUGGAUUAUAUAAUGUAGACAAAGUGAAAGCAGAAAACACUGUCCUUGCUAUUGAAACUUCUUUUAAAUCUAUUGCAGAUAUCCUUGAACCUGACACGAACGAAGAAAACAUUCAACAAUUAGACAAACUUAAUUUUGUUGGUGAAAAAAUUGCAGCAUUUGUUGAAACUCCUUCUAAAGUCGUUGCUGAAACUAGUCAAACUGUCAUUAACGAAUCUAGUGCAGAUUUGUUUGGAACUGCAAUAACAAAUAUCGAAAAUACUAAUAACAAAGUAGAAACACCACAGAAAAUUGUAGCUCAGAUGUUUGAGACUUAUGUGAAUGAUUCUAGCAAAGAAUUUGAAAAGUUCCAUAUCAAAAGCAGCAAAUUAGAAGCCGCAAUUGAAAAUACUGUAAAAACUAUUGCCGAAACGAAUGAAACGUAUAUUGAUGAAGCUGUUGGUGUAAUUGGUAAAUUUAAAUUAAGUGAAGAAAAAUUAAAAUCUGAUUUUGAAACUCAAUUAAAAACAGUAGCUCAAACGAAUGUAACAUUGACAGAUGAAAUAAGUGGAAUAUUUAAAAGCGAUAAAUUAAAGACAGAUAACCCUAGUACUUUGAUUGAGUCGCCGAUUAAAAGUGUAGCAGUAUCCUGUGAAACUUUAUUAAACGAAGCUGGUAGUAAAUUCGUAGAAAAAACAACAAUUCAAGAAAAUUCGAAUAUUGCUAUUGAAGUUCCAUUUAAAACUGUAGCCAAUAAGAUAGAAAUAAGCGCAAAUGAAGAAAUUCAAGGGGUUGUUGAAAAAUUCGACGUUAAAAUGGAAAUUUCUAAACCUUCAAUCGAUAUAAAUUUUAAGCCCGUUGCGGAAAUUAGUAACAAAAUAUUAAGCGAAAGUAGUGCGGAAAUGGAAAUAAAAGAAUUUAAGACUAAUACACCAAAAAUGUUAAUGGAUGACUCACUUCGAUUUGUAGCUGAAGCUAUAAUACCUUUUAUCGAAGAACCUAGAAGUGAGGCUCUUGAGACACCAAAAAUAAUAAACGCAGAAGCUAAGCUAGCUAUAGAUAAUUUCGAACCAACAACAAUAACUGAAGUUUUACCCGCAGAACCAAAUCAAGAACCUUUUGAAGUACAAGAAGUUAAGAAUAAAAUACCUUCAUCGACCUUAGAAGAACCACUUUUACCUGUAGCAGAAACAAUAUACACUUGUACGGAGGGCCCAAAGGAUGAUAUUUUCAAUGUUCCUAAAAUUACAGAAGAACAUGCAAAGACUCACUUUAAAAGCUCGGAAGCGACAAAAGUUACAGAUGUAUUACCUUUAGAACCUCCAUGCAAUUUACUAGAAGUUCCAGAAAUAAAACGCCGCCAGUCGCGAACUUUGCUCGAAGAGACUAAAUUAGUGGCUGCAAAUACAGAAUUAAAUUAUCAGCUAGGGCCAAAAGAAGACAACUUUAUAAUACCUAACGUAAUCAACCAAAACGCCAAUUUAAAAAUAAAUGAACUUAAGGCAAUUGAAACAUUAGUCGUUAAUUUAGAAGAAGCGGCGCAAAAGUCUUCAGUAGAAUUUAAAAUAGAUGAAAUGAAGACAAAAACAUCGAUUGCAGACAAUUUAAAAACUGUUGCUCAGAAAGUUGAAGUCUCAGCAGCUGAGUCAGAGGAAUCAUUUUCUGAUGUAAGUGAAGCUUUCUUACAAUCUGCUUCUUUGACUGUACAGUCUCUAGCAGCUUUAGCGCAAACAGCAGUGAUUCCUACUGAAGAAGUGAAAACAGGAGCUAAAUCUUCCGAGCUGUCUAGCCAUAACGCCAAAAUACUUCUACAAGAAUCUACCGCAGCUCAUGUGUUACAGAUAAACGCCUUGUCUUCUUCAAUAAAUGAAAACUUCGAGAUAUCUAAAAACUUGAAGAAAGUCGAAACUGCCGUUGAAAGUUCUGAAACUGUAACGGCCAAGGUAUCGGAAAUUGAAGUAAAAGAAGCAAAAUGCGAAAUAACUGAAAUUGAAGAUGAAAGCUCAUACGCAGAUGUACAAGCUCAAUAUACAGUCGAAUUGGCUCACGAAGAAACUGAUGUUCCUGUUGAUGCUUCUGCUGAAUUGAAAAUAGUAAACAAACAGGCUGUCAAAGAACAACAAGAGGACAUUACUGCAACAUUGGAAAUAGAUACACAGUACAUACAAAAGGAUAUUGAAUACAUGGAGAACGGCAUGACAUCAAUUAUACAAUCAGUGGAUGCAGAUCUCCAAGCAUCAAAACUAUCAAAGAAGUUUAAAAAAUCCUUUAAAGUGGAAGCUCAAAUUGUACGCAAUGAAAGCAGUAAGAGUCCAUCGCCAGAUACUCCUGUUAUAGACGUUUAUUUCUUCAGAGUCGACACCCCUCACGAACGUAAACGUGAAAUAAGUUCUGAAGUUCAGUCAACGGAAUUAGAUUAUAGAUCUGUAAAGAAACGUCGUUACACACAAGCCGAAAUGUCAAUUGCCCAAUCUAUUGGCAUAGAAUACCAGAUUUCCGACUCAGACCAGGAAUCGGAAUCUGAAUAUAUGGAAAUUGAAUAUGUCGAUGAAGCGGAAUAUAUUAAACGACAAUCCACCAAAUUGCAAGCAGCUGUAGCAUUAGAUCAAAGAGUAGCAACUGAAGAAGCUGAAAGGCAAGUCUCACAAAGUCUUCAAUCUUCUCAAAAUAAACAUAAAAGUAGUAAACACAAGAGGAGUGAAGCAUCAAUUGCUGUUAGUGCAAGACAAGAAAACGCAAGCCUACGUGAACAGAGCAGUGCAUCCAUAGAAGUCAGUCGGCAAAGUAAUCAAGCAAUGACGGCCACGUCGAUCACUGCAAGUGCUGAACAUCUAAGUGUUAGUGGACAAAGCGCAAAUGCAUCACUAGAAGUAAGUCAACAAAGUUGCGAAGCGUCUAUUGCUGGUUCACUUGCUGUAAGUGCAAAACAGGAACAAAUAUUUAAUGCGACACAAAACAGUUAUGAAUCUGCAGAAAUUAGUCAACAAAGACAAUCAGCAGUUGCUGUGAGAAGGAAAAAGAAACAUAUGACUGCAAGUGCGCUACAAAGCAGUCAUGUAUCCGUAGAAAGUCAUGAAGAAACAAAUCAAGAAGCCUCUGCUGUUCAAGUUGGUAGCACACGAAAAAGUACCAACAUACAAGAACUAGAAGUUGACUCGAAAUCAUUACAAAAGGAUAUAAACGUAAUAGAAAUGGAAAUUGAAUCGCGACACGCCAAACUAUCUUCAGUAGAUGCUCACGCUAUAAAAUUAGAAACGAGUAAAACCAGAAUCGACGACUCCAAUGUUUCAAUCCAAGAUGUAACUAAAAGCCCUUCCCCUCCCAUUGAACCACCGACUCCUUUAACUGACGAAUACAUGUUUAGACUUGUAGCUCCCCUACCUAGUAGAGAAGGAACGCCAGUACCCAGAGAUUGCACGGAUAGCUCAGAAUCAGAAGAAGAAGUACUUAAAAAGAAACUAAUUCCCCACAUUGACUUGACAAUUGAACAGAGAAUAUUCGAUCCUCCGUUACCAACGCCACCAACUUCACCAGAAAGAAGAGCCAAGCCGUUUUACACAAAGCCGGGUUUAAGAGGUGGUGGUGAUAAAUUGGAUAUUACAAAGGAAGAAAUCCUUGAAAUUGGUAGACAGUCGACUCUCCUUGCAUCUGCAAUUGAAGAGACCCUUCAAAGCAUACAGCAGUAUAAAACAGAAGCUGGUAUAAACACUAAUCAAGAUAUGGAUUACACAUAUAGUUCAAGUGAAAAGACAAGUGAAUGUAAAGCGAUGGAAUUCAAAGAGUAUAAAAGCGAAGAUGCAAUGGAUAAGAAGGUGGAAGUCCUUAUCGAUAAAAUGAUAGAAACUUCCAGACGUUUCUCUGGCGAUGCUGGUGAAAAUGUAGGGACAGCAAAGGAAGAAGGAAAGGAACGUAUUAUACCGAUUAGUCAGGAUACUUUGGUGACAGCUGAAAAAGAAUCCAGUAGCCAAGUUGCAUCCAGCGCUACUUUAGAAGAAGUUAAAGACAGGAAGAUGGAUAGAAAUAACCUUUGCGAUCAACUUAUGAGAAGCGUUCAAAGUAUGAUUGAUCCCAACGCAACAGUAGAAGAACGUUUAAAGCAGCUCCAAUCGCAGAUAGCUGAACUCUCCCGCUUACCUGACGUCAUUCAGAAGACGCUUGAAGACGUCAAAGUGCAGUUCGUACAACUCAAUCAACAAGUACAACAGAAGACUGUUGAAAUUCAGAUGAGUCAAAGUGUCCAAGCUGAAAGUCAUCAACAGUAUCAAGUUUCAGAGCAAAUAUUCGAAGGCAAAAAGGAAGAAAGUGAAACACAAAAGCCUAUCAUAAUAGAAGUAACAGAAUCGGAGAGCAAUGGAGCCAAGAGUUACGAAACAAACGAACCGAGGGAAAUAAUACAUUCUGUAGAAGAAGAUAUGGAAAUACAGAACAUAAUUGAGAAGAGGAGAAUGGAAGCGGAGAACAAAGUGCAUGAGGAAUUAAUGAAAGAAAGGCUCAGCCAAGAACUGAGAAUAGCUAAAGAGAGAUUAUCGCCAAAACCAAGCCUCGAAGGCAGAUCAACGCCAAAUUUGGGUCUCCCAGAAAGGCUAAUUCCAAAUUUAGGUCUUCAAGAAAGAGCUUCACCAAAAUUGGAUAUAGCUGCAGGUCCAGCUUUUCACGAACCAGCCAGGCCUGUAACUCCGAAAAUGUGGAAGAAAUUGGAUACAUAUGAUGAUGCUAAUUUGGAGCAAGCUCUGUCAGAAACGUUGGCAGCACAAGCUGAAGUCAUUCAAGGGAAAGCUAUUGGUGUGAACUUCAAGAAAUAUGAGAAGCCCCCACCACCUCUCGACCAUCUCCAACACUCUGAAGUGUAUAAAGCAAUCCACGACAUGGACCAAAAACCACUGAAAAAGGUGGAGCUUUUGAAGCCAGCGAUUGCAGCAUCUGAUUACGUUGAGCUAGAAGUGUUGUUGGAUUUGGGGCCACAUCCCGAUGAGAAGGUUGUUAAUAAAACAAUUAAGGAGUUAAAAUCAUUGGACGGAGUUAAAGAGGCAAUUUUCAAAGAUGGCGCUGUUAUGGUUGAAACAGUGUUGCCGAGUACAAUGGUAGUAGGUAUUAUAUCGAGAGUGUCUGGCAAGAGGGCAGUGUUGCAAGGUUUUGGUGAAACCCAAUCCGCCGUUGCUAUGAUCUCCAACCAAUACCGUGGUACGAACAUAAUGGGUGUAGUGAGAUUCCAACAAACGGAGCAGGGGCCGCUCAUUGCGGAUGUCUGCAUAGACGGACUUACACCCGGUGAGCAUGGGCUGCAUGUGCACGAUACGGGCGAUUUGAGUGAGGGUUGCAAAUCGAUAGGGGGUCAUUUCAACCCCCACAAGUCACCCCACGGGGGUCCAUUAGACCCACCUGAGAAGAGACACGCGGGCGACUUGGGUAAUAUUAUAGCGGACGACACUGGAAGAGCUACCUUUAGAAUACUGGACAAUGUGCUUAAGGUAUCGGACAUAGUGGGUAGGUCGAUAGCUGUGACGUCACGCUGUGACGACAUGGGCCGGGGUUCCGGCCCGCUGUCCAAAGUCAAUGGGGAUAGCGGGGAGCCCAUCGCGUGCGGCAUUAUAGCGCGUUCCGCUGGAAUAUUCCAGAAUCCGAAACGGAUAUGCGCGUGCGACGGCGUCGUCGUCUGGGAUGAAAAGGACCGGCCGUUGGCGGGAAAAGGGCGCAGGAAGUGUUGCGACGCGCAGGAGAACGGGCACGAGGUGAAGCAGUGCUGUAAAGUGUAGUUUAUUUGUGCGUUUGUGUGUGUAUAGAGAUGGAAAAGUAGG
Messenger RNA from Zerene cesonia (dogface butterfly), 8593 nucleotides. RefSeq lists its product as uncharacterized. Gene Ontology annotation, molecular function: copper ion binding. Gene Ontology annotation, biological process: removal of superoxide radicals. Lineage: Eukaryota; Metazoa; Arthropoda; Insecta; Lepidoptera; Pieridae. The coding region runs from base 68 to 8551 and encodes 2827 amino acids. The record is from RefSeq and is a predicted model, not a curated record. The transcript has 16 exons.